This is a messenger RNA of Aspergillus calidoustus, 663 nucleotides long. NCBI's taxonomy places the organism in Eukaryota, Fungi, Ascomycota, Eurotiomycetes, Eurotiales, Aspergillaceae. The record is from the annotation of a GenBank genome assembly.
AUGUUUGCGACAAGAAAUUUUUACCGUCCAAUCCCUCGGUGGAUUCAGAUACGAUCACUAUCAACAUUGGAGGGACAUCCUCAUAUCUAUGUUUUCCCGAAAAAUGGAGCUCAUAUCCUGUCUCUUCUACCGUCCGAGCCAGUCAGCCCGGACCUAUCCAUCGGAAUCACGUCAAAGCUCCCUCCCACUCCCGACUCCUUCCGCGAGAACCCCAGGUUCCUCGAGACUCUGCAGGAAGUCCUCUCGCAGCAUGCGCACAAGGAUCCCGACGCAAUUUCGCAAGCUCAAGUGAUGGUUUCUACGUCCGGUGCCAACCUAGGGUCAGGCGGCGUGUUGAUGACGGGCUCGCGUCAGAGAAGGAGGCGCGGUGGGACAGAUCUUUCUAGUGGAGCUAGCGGUCAAGGCGGAGCUGGGUCGGCUGGUAGAGGUGGAUGGAUACAUAUCUCGGAUAACAGGCGGCCGCCCGAGUAUGGGCGGAUUGCAUGGCCUGAGGACAUCUUCGGAAGCUUAGAGGUUGAUGGCGAGGGAAAAUUCGUCGGAGAAACUGGAAACUACCAAGCAAGUGGUACCUAUCGUGUUGUUACCCGAGAUGGAAUUCUCGGCCUAAGCCCAUUCUUGAGAGAGAAGCUGGUUCAAAAACUGCGUGAACAAGAAUCGCAAUAA